Messenger RNA from Dendronephthya gigantea, 1143 nucleotides. RefSeq lists its product as uncharacterized. The coding region runs from base 1 to 1143 and encodes 380 amino acids. Gene Ontology annotation, molecular function: DNA binding. The record is from RefSeq and is a predicted model, not a curated record. NCBI's taxonomy places the organism in Eukaryota, Metazoa, Cnidaria, Anthozoa, Malacalcyonacea, Nephtheidae. Gene Ontology annotation, biological process: DNA recombination; DNA integration. The transcript has a single exon.
AUGAUCUUUGAAGACUAUUUACAAGAAAAGAGGCUUCGCCAUCCACAAAAUAGCGAAGAACUUGCUUCAGUUCUCAAGUGCUUCAACGCUGAAGUGAGAAAAAAAGAUGGGUCGGAAUACACAAAAAAUUCGCUGUGUUCAAUAAGGUUUGGACUGAAUAGAUACUUUAAGUCUCUUUUCAACAACGACAUCAUCAAAGACAAAGAAUUUGACGAAGCAAACAAAGUGUACGAGGCCCAAUGCGUAGCUUUAAAGAAACGAGGACUUGCCAAAACAGAACACAAACCACCAAUAGCCGACGAAGAUAUCAAGAAACUCUAUGAAAGCGGCGUUUUCAAUACAGACAGUCCAGCCACUCUCCAAAACAAAGUAUUCUUUGAGAUUAUGUUCUUCUUCUGUCGUCGAGGAAGACAGAAUCUUCGCGACCUGAAGAAAGACGAUUUCGUUAUUAUAACGAACCCACAAGGACAGCGAUGUGUUGUAAAAAAAACAGACGAACUCACGAAAAACCACCGCGUAAACGACGCUCAAGCUGAAGAAGGGGGAAUGAUGGUUGCCAAUGGCAGUCCUUACUGCCCUGUGCAUUCGUUCGAGAAAUAUUUAAAUCAUCUUAACCCCGUCAACGAGUUUCUUUUCCAAAGGCCGAAGUAUAAUUGUCCUGUUGAGCGGGUAAUUUGGUAUGACAAUAUGGUCGUCGGGCAAAACACACUUGGCAAGAAGAUGAAAGCGUUGUCAAAACAAGCAAAGCUUUCUGUUGAAUAUACCAACCAUUCGAUUCGAGCAACAACAAUUACUAUCCUCGACAGAAAUGGCUAUGAAGCCAGACACAUUAUGUCAGUAAGCGGUCACAGGAGUGAAAGCAGUUUAAAGAGCUACACUAAAACUGACGAUUUAACAAAGAGCAAAAUGGCCGGUUGCUUGUCUUCUGUAAUUGAUUCCAGCGAACAUUACGUAGCUGAGACUCCGACUCGUAAUGAUAAAAACACUAACAUGUCUGCCCUGACUUCUGUGAAUGAAGAUGAAACUGAGCUUCUUUUAACAAACUCACAAGAGGAAUCAAUUUUGCGGGAUUUCUGCAUCCAAACGACUACACAAACAUCAAAACAGUUCAAUUUUUACAACUGUCAAGUUCAGUUCAACUAA